CUUCCGGCGGGAACCGGAAGUGGGCUCGAGCUUCUCUGGGGGAGCUAGCGGUUUUGGCGCAUUCCGUGCCGGAGAGGGAGACCAGCUUGCACCGGCGACCUUUUCCUUCUCCUCUUCCUCUUCUUUUCAUUUUCUUUUCUCCUCCUCCUCUUUCUCCUCCUAACCGGAGCUGCCUCCCCCCCCACUCUAUUCCCCCCCUCCUCGGCUUAGCUUGUUCUUCUCCCCGCCUUCCUUCCCUCCCUCUCCGGGCUCGGGAGCCGCCCCCUCCGCCUCCCAGCUGGAUUUCAGAGGUGAGCCGAGCUCGGGGGGGCCUCUAGCCCGCGCCUCUCUCCCUUCGCCUCCCCCCCCCCACGCCACCUUCCUAUCCCUGAGGAGGAAACGUCCCCUCAGCCCCCGGGGGGAGGGGAAGCCAAGGAAUCCCAUCUGCUUCUCCAGCACAGGGAACUGGAGCGUGUGUGUGUGUGUUUGGGGGAGGGGGACAAGAUCUAUAUUAAGGUUGGGGUGAAGUGGCAAUAGGUGCACUAUGUCUCGUGUGUGAGAGAGAAGGUUAGGAGAACUGCUGAGGGAUAUCCCGCAACGUGGGGGGUGGGGUGGGGAGUUGAUGGACCCCAUGAAAACAGCAUGCUUCUUUGUGUUUCCGUUACGCGUUUGUGCUCAUUUUCAACCUUUUUUGUUUUUCAGUUUUGUGUGUACGUGCGUGUGCCUGGGCAGAAAUUAAGUUUGAUAAAAUAGACAGGUUUACAGGAAUGGGUUAUGUGGGUAUUUGAAGAAAGAGGCGCUGGGGGGGGGGCAAGGGGGCUGCAUUUUGCUUUAUUUUACUUAAAAAUAGCAGCAGCAGCUGUACUGCUUUGUUGUUACCGUAACUGGAAACACGUUAUGCUGUAAACAGUUCAGAGCAUCAGACAUUACAGAGCAUCCAGUCAAGCUAACAUCAGGUUAAGAAGUUCGGAGCAGCCAGAACCAAGGACAUCUGGGGCUGGUACUAAUGGUCAGGCAGGAAAGCAAAGGAUAAAUAAAUGAGUAUUUACAGUACUCAUUCAAAAGGGAGAACAUUUCACACAUUUGUUUAUACUGUAUAUAUAUAUAUAUAGAGAGAGAGAGAGAGAGAAAGGUGACAUUAGCUGUCUUAAGUUAAGUGGCGUUUUUUUCUGAAUAGCCUGAAAGUGAAUCCUGCUGUUAGAAUGCUGAGGUGUUCACCAGUACCCUUGCUCCAAGGUGUAUGUUUCUUGAACAAAUGAGGUAAUCAGGGCAAUUAGUGUGUGGAAGGCGGCCAAUUUGAUCCAGAGAGCCUGUAGUGUAUCAGUGAACUUCACAUCCCCAAACACAUUCCCUGUAAUAAAAUAACAGCUCUUUUUCUGUAGUUUUGGAAAUAGUUUAGGUUGCAUUCUGUACAGGGCUUGCACUGUGAAUUGAAAGUGUUGCAUCUGUUGUAACUCUGUAUUCCUGGUAUUAAUGGAAAUAAGCAUUCAUAUAGCACAUCUAUGUAUUUCCAACAGUAGUAAUCACUUGCAUAUCAUUUUUAAGUACUGUAUUCAGACCACUUCAAAUAAAUUCUCAGUAAUCUUUAUGUUGUCCAAUUAAGGUAAAUUAAUAUUAUUCACUUAUUAUGCAGUGGGAGCUCAAACAGAGUGGUUACUUGAGGCAACCUAGUUUGGUUAGACUUUUUCUGUAACAGAGAUGUGGUUAAUAAUUUCAUGGCAGAGAAGCCUUCACUUGCAUUUGUUUUCCUUGAACUAGUCAUGAUUAAUGCUGUUUGCCUGAACCAAAACAAAAGAGAGCCUCUCUGAUAAACCUGCAGGCUAUAUAUAAAUGUUGUUAGGACGCAUCUGCUUUAGAUUUAGAAAUGAGAUCUUAAGGAAAAAUAGCUGGUUUCUUGGUGUCUCUUGCUGAAAUGUAUAGACUGGAGAUAAGUAUUGUCUGUGAUAACCAAACUAAAGAAAACAUUUAAUAUAACACACAACCUAUGGAAUGUCACAUCCUUUGGAAUUUAUUUUCUUAAGGUUUCAUGAAGGCCACAACCUCCCCAUGGCUGAAACAAAUGGAUAAAUUGAUGCAGGAUCAAUCUGUUAGUUGCUACUACUCAGAACACAACCAUCGUGUUGAAAGAUGGUAUGUUCCAGAUCUUAGGUCCAAGAAGAAGUAACAUUGAGAGUAUUAAAGCAACAUACCCAUGUGGGUGUUUCCCAUGACAUAAUGUUUAAACUUGAUCACUUGUUCCUAUACAUAGAAAAUUAGCAUGCCUUUCAUCUGCAUCACAGAUUCUUAAGGUACUAAUGCUACAUGCAGAAAUAAGCAACCCACUUUAAAAGUGAUGCAGGCAGUAGGUUGUCAGAUUGUGAGGACUAAUGAGACAUAGGUACAGUAUUGCCAUUCUGCUGUUCAUAUAAAUCACCCUGUAGCCUCUGGCUACCCAUUUUAAAAUAAUGCUGAUCUUGAUGGACUGUUGAUAGAAUCUCACACUGAAAUUCAGUUUCUAAUGAAGUAGCAAGAAAUUUUGAAUGCCCAGGUUACUGUGCCGCUGGAAUGUUUCCAGGUUAUGUUUCUGUGUACAGUGGUGAUUGUUUAUUUGGGCAUUUAUACCCUCAUUUUCUGUAAUAAAAUCAAAUGUGACAUGGCUUCCAAAUAAAAAUAUAGAUCACAACAAAAUUAAAAAUACUGUAGCAUUAAAAAAGAUCACAUAUUCACAUAGAAAUUUGGGAGAGGCAUUCCAACUCAAUGGGUAAAGCACAUUCAUUGUCUGCAGAAGUUCCCAUCAUGUCCAGGUAGGACUGAAGAUUCCUUUCUGAAUCACUGGAGACUUCCUGCAGAUUUUGGCAAUACUGUACUGAGAGAGAUGAGUGGUUGGUUGGUCUUGUUACCAGGCAGUUUCCCAUGUUGCUAUUAAUUCUCAAGCUUUGAUUAUGGAAGAAAUAACUAUUUCCGAUAUCCCUUGAUGUAUAAUCCUCCCACAUUUGCAUUAAAGUGGUAAAAUAAUAAUUUUCAAAACCCUUUAGUCCAGGCACCCCCAAACUGCGGCCCUCCAGAUGUUUUGCCUACAACUCCCAUGAUCCCUAGCUAACAGGACCAGUGUUCGGGGAAGAUGGGAAGUGUAGCCCAAAACAUCUGGAGGGCCGAAGUUUGGGGAUGCCUGCUUUAGUCACUGGUUAGUUGAAUUCUAAUUUUCUUUACCUUAUGCUAUUAGUCAGCAAGGAGAAAAAGGGGAAGGUGGAAAAUAAUACUGCCUUGAAAGUAUUUAAAAGAAUCGAACAGGCAGAAUUUAUUUUUAAAAGUAGUGCAGCAGAGGAUAUCUUGGGCAGUGCAUGUAUGACAUGAACAAUCUCAUUCCUGACUGGAUGGCUAAGAUAAGAUUGUAUUACUGAGCAUGUGAUUUAAAAGCUCAGAUAGUUUCAGCAUUACUGUACUAGGUUAGAAUGGCAAGUUGUGGCACAUCCCCCAGGUUGCAAAAAUGACAGCAGGGUUGCUAGAUUUGACAAUUUUGUUCAGUUUCAUUAUUUUAUUUAUUUUAUAAAAUUUAUACAUGGCUUGAAUGGAAAAAUCUUCACAAGCAUUCUUGCUCAUUUUUUAAUUAGCAACAUGUACUUUAUGUUAUUGCAUAAUCUAAAGAGGAUGAAUUUUAGUACUCAACAUAUAUGCUAUAUAAUGUGACCAUGGUUAAUUUGUUGGUACUGUUUGAAUAGCCACCAAAUUCCCAUAAUGAUGAAUUUAAAAAUGUAGUUAUCAGCCAGCGAUGGAGGUGCUUUUCUCCCAUUUAGCUGUUAAUCAGGGAAACAACUGAGUGUUUCCCAAGUGCUUGUAGACUUCAAAUUGUCACAUUUUCCUACUCAUAUUUAUAUUUUAUGAAUAUUAUGAUUAUUUUACAAAAUCAAUAUUAAAAUAAGCAGAAACUUUGGGAGUAUACUGUGAAUAGGCGAGAAUAAAGCUUUAUCAAUUUUGAGGAAAGCAAAACCACAUCUCAGCUGUUACAAAAAUCAUUGGAUUCCAGCAAUAUGUGAAGAAAUUUCAUAUUUGGUCAGGGCUUUUUAACAACACUGUGCAAACACAGAAUUAAGAGAGCCCUGUAACAGAAUGAGAUAAUAUUGUUAAUGGAAUAAUGAAAUGUGCAGAUAAAUAUCUGGGUUUAUGCAAAGUAAAUGGAGAUUAGAUAUGGCUUUAAAGCAUGUACUACAGCCAGGUGUGUUUAUGAUAAGGAAAGUGAACAAUGAUGUGACCUAAGGAAAUUGCUGGUUUUGUUCAUGAAAAUUAGCAGAGCUUUGGAAGCUAUGAAAGAACUCCGCGAUUAGGUUAUUUCAACAGAAAGUGAAAAUCCACUGCAGGAAAUUGCUGGUUGAAAAGAAUCAUGUAAUUUGGUUGGACAUUUUAGCUGUUAGGCCAGAGGACUGUUUCAUAUACAGUAUGCCUGUUGUCAUUAGCCCAUUUAACAGGCCUUAUCCACCCAAUCAUCUGCUUCCCAUGCUGUGCCACAAAUUGCUUAUGGAACUCCUGAAUUAAAAAGCAGACUGCAUUGUGGAUAAUGUGUGAGAAGAACUCUGCUGUCAGGUCAUCACAGUAAAAUUCUUUGGGCCACCAUUUGCUAGUGGCUGGGUAUAGGUAGAUGCAUAUUGCCAAAUUUAGAUGAGGCUCAUUUUUCCUGUAGUCGCUGAUUGAGAACUUCAGCCCUCGAGUCAGGUGAUGCAUGUACCAAUCUUUCCACAUGGCAUCCUGUUUCAAUCUGCUUCCUUCCUGCCUCAGUGUCUUAGCCAUUUUUUACUAGAACGUAUUAGAACUGGCUUUCCUGUUGCUUGUUUUCUUCCCUUCCUGUAUCUUUUGGCUUUCUCACUUAACUGACUGACCCAGUGUGUCCAUUCCUGGCUGAAUAUUCUUUGUUAUGAUUCUGUCCCAGCCUUCUAUUUUAAUACUGCCCUUCCACUCCUGUUCCUAAUGCAAACUGGUUUGGCAAAUCUUACAUAAAGCCUGAAGAAUUGUCCUCUGGGACACUGACACCAGGAAAAGUGAAGAGAUCUCCUGGAUAAACAGAACUGUCUGCUUCCCUGAAUCAUGGCUGCUGAUUUUGGUGGUCAGAAUUGUCAUAAUAUUGCAGAUUUGUUUCUUGUCUUGAUGAUGACUAUCUGAAUUUUAUAGAGGAUUCCAGGGAAUUUUCAUGAAUGUGCUCCGAAUUCACAUGGAGUGCUGCUCAGGCCUCCACCCCUAAGCUAAAGUGCUGGUCUAGAACAAUGCCAGUCAACAUGGUGCCCUCCAGAUGUUUUGGGUUGCAACUUCCAUCAUCUCCAGCCAAUAUGGCCAACGGUCAGGGAUAAUGGGAGUUUUAGUUCAAAACAUUAUUGGGGACUGACAUCUCCACCACCUGGCUAGUAUGCAGAAGCGUUUUCUGCUGUGCGCCCAAGCACCAAAAGAAGCUGCUGCCCAGCCAGCCAGCCAGCCAAUUUGUGGGAAUAUCUUGUUGCUGUUUUAUUCUGGAUUAUUUCAUUUGAUUUUUUAAUAUGUUGUAAACCGCUUUGAGAUUUUCUUUAAAGGGGUAUAGAAAUGAAUAAUGAUAAUAAAUCCCACCACAUAAAAAAGUGACUAGACAGUUGUGGUGCCCAUAGCCUAGAUUUAAGGUGCCAUUUGGUGAUUAGCUUAUAUAACACUGGUUAUCUAACACUGGUUGUGAGCAAGCCAUCAUUUAGGAAAGGUUGACUACCAUUACUAUUUUUGUGUAUGUGGGAAACGCAACGAACCUUUGAAGAAUACUUAGUUUCCUUGGAACACAGCUUGAAAAUCUCUGCUCUGCUAAACAAGGCUUAAUUUUAUUCUACAAUCUUAACUAAUUGCUUAUGCUGCAAUAAAUGUAGUCUUUAAGGCGCAACAAAACUCUUUAUUGUUCCUUCUGCAACAGAUUAACAUGCCUAGCCCUCUGAAAAUCUUAACUGUUAACUUCUGUGUGUGUUUGUUAAAAAGAAGUUUAAGGGAAACACUUCUUUCAAGUGCUUAGGUUCCUUUUAAACUGCACUUGUCCAUUCCCAGGAAAGUAUUCCUUUAUUAAUAAUAAUGCCUGUUUAAAAUUUGAAAGCCGAAUCAAACUGUAUGUUGGAGAAUAGAGCAGAAAGUGGUGGGGAGCUUGUUUUUGCAUUUAUACUCGCUCUACCACUCUCCCUCAAACGUUAAGCAAUUUUAAAUGGACAAAAAAGGAAGCACACUGCUUUAGUAAUUCUUUCCCCAUUCUGAUAUUUCCUGAAAGAGAUACCGUCCCUUGGAUUUCAGAAACAUGCAUGCCUGAGGGAUUUUUUUCUUUCAUUACACAACUCGUCUUGAUUACUUCUGAUCAGACAAGGAAGCAUAUUAGGAAUACCAACUAUUGCUAAAGUAGGUGACUUAUUGGGGAGACCUUGUAACAGUCUUGCUUGAUCUUUUAUGCUUGCUAUUAUUGUUUCAUCUUUGACAAUUAAAUGAUAAUUAGUUUUACAUUUUAUCUUCCAGAAAUAAAUAAUCAGAAAUAAUCUGAUACAUUUAAUAAAAAGUAGAUGUGUGUUUUAUUUAAUGGUAUAAACAUGCACAGUAAAUGAUAAUUCGGAUACUGGAAUAAUAGUAUUUAAAAUUGUAUAGUUGUCUCUUUGCCAUUGUAGAAUAUUUUAUAUCUCUCCCACCUUCUAUGGGAUGAUUUGUUAGAAUGUGAAUAACUUAAGGCAAGUCAUUUAUCUGCUAUGGACCUGAUUUAUCACUGUUGGAAAAUUUUAUGCUUGGGGCAUUUAAGGGAGCAUCGUUUGCCACUUAGCAAACUAGUUCUUAUAUACUCAAGUAUGAUGGUACCUUUCCCAUAAUGCCGUUUUGAGUUUGAGUCAUCAGUUGCUGCCCCAUUAUGUUAGCAAAUGGCUUUGAAAAUAUCAUUUGUGCAACACUAGUUCAAAUGAAUAUAGUUCAAAUAUGUAAUCCAACCUUGAUCUGACUUCCUCAUGCAAAACAGUUGCAACACAUGAAGGGGACACUAGAAAAGGCAAUCAAGUUCACCCACAGUGGUUUACAGAAACCAAACCUAUGUUAGGUGACCUGAUAGUUUCAUGUGUUGCCAUAGGAAGGCUAUAGUUGCAGCUUUUGACCUAUGAAUGCCAGAGUACUCCCAAAAGAACUUGAGAAAUUCCAAAUACAGGUGUCACCCUACUUAAUGCAUAGUCAACUUGUGCGCGACUGCGUAUCUGCGUGGCACUGGGAAAUACAUACAUACAUAUGUACGUACGUACCAGGAAAUGGGGGGAAGUCCUCAGGGCUUGCAAGGAGACCCUCCCUGGAGCCAGAAGAGGAUGUCAUUGGGGGCACAGAAAGCCCCCCAAAGACCAGAGGCACAGCAAGGCUUUGUUUAGGCUACUCAGCCUCCCCACUUAACAGCUGAAACGGACGUAUUCCAGCCAGCCCCAGAGCUUAAAGUACAGAUAUUUCGGUCUGGAUUGAAGAGAGAGCUGGAGAACAGGAAAAAACGGGUGUUUAGAGGGUGUUCCCCCUUUUGUGAUUUUCACUUAUGCGCGCAGGGAUGUUUGUGUAGAUUCCUGCAGAACUUGGAUGUCUGUUUACAAUGUAAUAUUAUAGUUAACAUUUCCUUAUUGUCUUGAAUCAUGUGAUUAUGUUCUUUUGACACUGUAUUUUGAUCAGUAUGGCCUAGCUAGUGGUGUGCUGAGAGAUCCCAUGUAUCCAGGUCAUGCUUUGCUUACCUCCAAGUGAAUGUGCAAACUUUGGAUUACAACUACAUCCCUACUUGUGUAUUUAUCCUCACAGGUCUAUAAUCAAUUGAGGUGGGGCUGGGUACAUCCACAUUGUUUGUGUCCCUAUGCUCUGGUAUGGCCCUUCUCUGGUUCGCACCCAUCUGUCUCGAGAGACUUUGGAGUGCAUCUCCGAGGGUGAGGUCAAACUGCUGCUUUAGCAGCACCAAAUUGACCUCCCUGGGGAAGAAGCCUGGGUAGUGAGUAUGGAGGUCUUGGACUGCCCAGAUGGCAAGAUCCCCUGGCCCUUGCUGAUGUGAUCCAAAGGAAAGUUGAGCAAUACAUUUGGCACAGCUUGGCUGCAGGAGUUGUGGGAAGGAGGCAUACAAGAUGCCACCCAACUGCUUUAGGGACUGCACUCCAGAUUUGGGCGGGAUUUACUCCUUAGCAUUUUCUUCUACCAAAGAUAUCUCCCAAGGCAGCAGAGGUUUAGGAUCAGAGCUUUGCUUCUCCUAGAUGGGCUACCUUCCUUGGCUUCCGAGCUCUACCAACCCCUCACUUCCCUCUAUCUAGAGCUUGUGCAGAAGCUGCGUUCUUGACCAUCGGACCCACGGUUGGUCUUGUCCACUCAAUUUGCUAGAUCCUGUCUUUGCAUGCAGGUACGAUUCCCUCCCUAGUACUAUCCAUACAUUGGGGGCAUGUCUGCAGUGGGACAACUUGCCAAAUGUGUGUUGCCUGUCUCCAUGAGCCACAGCCCUGAGUGCUCAGGGUUAUAGCUUGUGGGGCUAGCCAGUGCGUAUUUGGCAAGCUGUUCUGCUGCUGCCAUGCCCCUAAUGUGUGGAUAGCAUUGGGGAGGGGGCAUAGCAGGGCACCACUCAUCCCUCAUGGGAGGCUGAACACCUGAAUAAGGCUUUACUCUAAAACAAUUCCACUGAUAUUAAAUCUCAUUGAAACAAAUGGGAUAUGCUUUCAAGAAGUAGGCUUAUGAUGGUGCAGUAAGAGUACAUGUCAGUUCAUACUGAAGGUAAACUGCAACAUCUGAACUGUGGAUUUUCUCAUUUCUCACUAAUGUUCUCAUUGUGGCCCUUAACAUGCAUGAUAGCAGGAAGAUUAAAGUAUAGGUAGUAGUUCUGCAUGCUUCAGCAGUAAUUGACUUUAAAAUGUGAAAGUCUUUUUGACUAAUUUUUGUAUUGUUUCACUAAUCAAUAUUUAAUAUGGUUUUCAUAGGAUAUUUAACAUGACACUGAUAUACUGGACAGGUAAUUUCCAUUAUUUUGAAAACCUAAUUUAAUAGGGUGAAUCCAGGUAACUGCCAGCAAUGAUCCCCUCUUGUGGCUGCAAUCCUAUACUCAUUUAUCUGGGAGUACAUCCCAUUGAACUCAAUGAGGUUUACUUCUCUGUAAACGUGUAUAGGAUUGUGCUGUGUAUCUCCAUGUAUCAUACUGUUUUGCUAAGGACUUGUUCAGUUAAUUCCAUUUCUUACAUUAAAUUUGUAGCAUUUUUGUGGUGAAAGGCCAAUUGAUCUUGACAGAAAUUACCUUUCCAACUUAAGUGAUUUGCUACCAAAGCUUAAAGGAUAAUAUCCUCCCCCCCCCUUUAAGGUUCAGUAAUCUCUCUUUAAAAGCUAAAGGCUGUUUGGUCUUUUGGAUAGUUUUACAGUACAAUGCUAUAUAUAUCUUCUUGGAAGUAAGCCCCAUUGAGUUCAUUGAGGAUUACUUUCAGGUAUGUUAGCAUUGGAUUGCAGCCUUAAAGUACACUUAGAGCUGCUGCACAUGAUUUUUUUCCCCCCUAUGAGGGCUUCAUGAUUUGUGUGUUAAUAAUGAUAAAUAUACAUGCACUCUGUUGUCACAUACAGUGGUGUACAUGUUUAUUGCACACAACAGUGGUUGGUGUAGGAGAAAUAUCAUGUGUCAGUGGGCCCUUGGAUCCUGCUUGUUAAUUUCUCAUUUUCCCCGUCUUCUCUCUCUGUGUGUGUUUGCUUGCUGCCUCCUCAGCUUUAGGUAUAACUUCUUGCAAGAUCUGGAGGAGGGCUUGCAUUUAAGCAUGUCUUUUUCCUGAACAAUGCAUGAAUUUUGCAGUUAUUCUGGUGCAUGAAGAUGUGCAAAAUAUCAAUAGCAUAAUGAAAUGCAGAAUGAUGAUGUCCAACUGACUAAGCUGUUAACAUUUAUGAGCAAAUAACUUCUCUAGUUCUAAAAUUGUAUCCCCCCCCCAAGGUUUUGACAGUGCUUUAUUAUGUUUGUCCUUCUCUUCCAGUUUUUGAAGGUUUUUAGUUUUGCACUGGAAACCGCAUUGGGCAGAGCCUGACUUUUUCUGUGUUUUGUUUAGCACCUUGUAGAUGUAGGUGAAUGAUUUAGAAUAAAUAUGAAUAAAUAUUAAAAUGAUUUCUUCCUACUCUCCAAAUUUGGUUUGUAUCACUUUAAUUGUGGCUCUUCCUUUCUUGUUGUAAAUGAUCAAAAAGGGCCUGUAUCUAAACAGCCAGUUGUUUUCCUGAUGAUGCGAAAAAUGGCUUAAAUAAAGUGUUCAUUUUGCAGAACGUUUUGACCAUGAUUAAAAGGGAAGGUUAAAAUUGCACCAUCAGAUUAAAAUACAUUAUCUAUGUUCAGCAGUUCUAUGAGUGUAGUAGAUCUUUUAGGUUUAUAUGCCAUUUCCAGAGCUAGCACAAAGAUGAGGAAAAUCUAAGUCCCUUUGAGUUUAAGAAUUUUAAUAAUGACUAGUGGAGGGAAAUUAUCACUAAAAGGUUGCCCUUAUGGAGAUAUCUUCCAAACCGCUGAUACCAUUUCUGUUGGUUGCUAGUCACAAGAAAUGUACAGUACAUGUGAAAAGGGUGUUUAGCUUGUAGGAAAGGCUGUUUCAGAGGAAUGCUCCUUGCUCAUAUCCAUGUACCAAAACAUACAGUAUCCUCAGCCUUAUUUAGUAAGUCUAAUUAAACAGAGUCACGUAGUAUUUUUCUGUGUUAAUUUCAAGUAUUAUUUACACUACAUUGCAUUGCAAUUUGCAAAACAUGCAUUUGUUUUUGGCUGUAGAUUUCAUAACCUAGAUUUUUAAAACCCCAACAGUCUUCUAGUUGUUAGACGUACAACAGUUCUCAUUCCUAAUUUGAGAGUUGGUGUACAUACAGUAUUGUCAAAUCUCCCUACAUCAGGGAUUUCCACACAGUUGUUUUAAAUGCUGCUCAAGCUUCUUUAUUGCUUUCUUCUUUUUUCUGCAAGUUCCUGGGUCUCUUUCCUGGACUGUCAGACUGUCAUUAUUGUUUCAGAAUUCUGUUUCGGGUGGGGGAAUGAAUAUUGCCUUCUGAGUUGAGUUGGAUUCAAAGUAACAAUUAGCCUAUGUUCUGUUAUUGAAGCUAAAAACUCACAUACAAAUAGAAUUAUAAUUAUGAACAGUAUUAUUUGUCUUUAGAUUAUUGACACAUGAAUAAGACACCAUUUUAGAAGAGGCAUUCUUUCCCAUGAGAGGAGGAAUAGCUCCGUUAAGGUGUUGUCUGCUUCCCAGGGUUAUGUAAACUCUUGUACUAGAACAGAUUCUGCUGUCAGAUGAAUAGUGGCCAUCUUCUUAACUGAAAGGUUUUUAAUUGACGAAAUGCUUCAGCUCUUCUUAAAAUGGAAUUUGAGGAGGGGAGAAAAUGGGAAAUGUUUCUUGCUUAAUAAAUGCAUAUUAAUUUUCAAAAGAUUUGGAUACAGUGUAGUUUCUUGGACACUCUUCCCUAAAUGAAGCACAACUUGAUUUUCUUAUGGGAGCAGUAUGGUUCAUGCAUGGGCAAGAAUGGUUGAAGGGUACUGUCAGGUAAUUUAAACACAGUUCAGAUGACUUUUGAAAUGCAUAGUGAUGAUUUUCAAAUACAGUCAUACCUCGGUUUAAGUAUGCCUCGGUUUGAGUAUUUUCAGUUUAAGUACUCUGCGGACCUGGCUGGAACGGAUUAAUCCACUUUCUAUUAAUUUCAAUGGGAAAGUUUGCUUCAGGUUAAGUACGCUUCAGGUUAAGUAUUUCACAGACUGUCUGGAACGGAUUAAUCCACUUUCCAUUACUUUCAAUGGGAAAGUUUGCUUCAGGUUAGGUACACUUCAGGUUAAGUACAGACUUCCGGAACCAAUUGUGUUUGUAAACCGAGGUACCACUGUAGAGCAAAAUGUUUAAAAAGAUACAUUUGCAUUUGCAAAUCUGUUUUAAUAUUCUUAGUAGCAUUAAAUGUUAAAUGAAUUAACUUCUAAAGGAAUUUAAUUUGAUUAUAGCACAAUCUUUGUGUAAGGUGUUUUAUGAAAGAACAAGUUCAGAACAAGUUAGUAAACCGCUGCAAAAUUUUACCAAAUAUUCUACUAAAUAUUACCUGACACCACCCUUCAAACAUCAUCUUCCUUUACUUACAGCUGGGUUUGUGACUUUGCAUGCAUUUCAUUGAACUGCAGUAGGUGUUUGAUUGUUUGCUGGCAGCAUUUUGGAAUUCUCACUGGGUUUGCAUUUUGAAGGCAUUUAGUAGGCCCCUAGCCUAGAGGAUGAUUUUUUUUAUUUAUACAGUGGCUUUUUAGCUAACAAUUAAUGGCAGAGAAUGUGGUCGCAAUUCUCCUGUUUUCAUAUAUCUGCAGCAUUAUUUUUUUAAACAGAAUCAGAAUUAAGUAAUCUUAACUAAAGGCAGCUCUUUUUCCUCAGAUAAAAACAAAAUACCCCUUCUCUAAAAAUGAUUUAAGAAUUUUGCAGGCCUAAAUGUUUCCAUUACAAUUAUUUCUUCUAAGACUAACUCAUUAUAUAAGGCAAAUUCUAAUACUUAACACUUGAUUUUAGUUUAUCUUAGGAACUUCUGGGAAGUAAUUUUUUUGAAGUAAUGCCCACAGAAAGUGGAAGUUGUGCCACUGCUCGCCAAGCCAAGCAGAAACGCAAAUCUCACAGUCUUUCUAUACGAAGAACGAACAGUUCUGAACAGGAGCGGUCAGGAUUGCAGAGAGAAAUGUUGGAAGGCCAGGAUUCUAAACUGCCAUCAUCUGUAAGAAAUACACUCCUGGAACUUUUUGGCCAAAUAGAAAGAGAGUUUGAAAACCUCUACAUUGAAAAUCUCGAAUUACGUAGAGAGAUUGAUACACUUAAUGAACGCUUAGCAGCUGAAGGCCAAACCAUUGAUGGAGCUGAACUGAGCAAGGGACAGCUGAAAACAAAAGCCAGUCAUAGUACCAGUCAGCUGUCUCAGAAGUUAAAGACUACUUACAAGGCAUCUACUAGUAAGAUUGUAUCUAGUUUCAAAACUACGACAUCUAGAGCCAUUUGCCAGCUGGUGAAGGAGUAUAUUGGUCAUCGGGAUGGGAUUUGGGAUGUCAGUGUCACGAAAACUCAGCCAUUGGUGCUGGGGACAGCAUCUGCUGAUCACACUGCUUUGCUUUGGAGCAUAGAAACAGGGAAGUGCCUUGUGAAAUAUGGUGGGCAUGCUGGAUCAGUAAAUUCCAUAAAGUUUCAUCCGACGGAACAAGUGGCUCUUACAGCUUCAGGAGAUCAGACAGCUCAUAUCUGGAGGUAUAUGGUGCAGUUGCCCACACCACAGCCUACCGCAGACUGUAAUCAAAUGUCUGGAGAAGAUGAAGUUGAGUUCUCUGAUAAAGAUGAACCUGAAGGAGAUGGAGAUGGUUCUAGUGAUUGUCCCACCAUCCGGGCUCCUUCAACUUUCCUAAAAAGCCACCAAGGUGUAGUCAUAGCAGCUGAUUGGCUAGUUGGAGGGAAGCAAGCUGUGACAGCUUCAUGGGAUAGAACAGCAAACCUGUAUGAUGUGGAGACAUCUGAACUUGUGCACUCUCUGACAGGACAUGACCAAGAACUUACACAUUGUUGCACGCAUCCCACCCAGCGUCUUGUGGUGACCUCAUCACGAGACACGACUUUCCGUCUGUGGGAUUUCAGAGACCCUUCUAUCCAUUCUGUGAAUGUCUUUCAGGGCCAUACAGACACUGUGACUUCAGCUGUCUUCACUGUGGGAGACAAUGUUGUUUCGGGGAGUGAUGACCGUACUGUGAAAGUCUGGGACUUGAAAAAUAUGAGGUCGCCUAUUGCCACUAUUCGCACAGAUUCUGCAGUAAACAGGAUUAAUGUUUGUGUCGGCCAAAGAAUCAUUGCCCUUCCACACGACAACCGGCAGGUUAGAUUAUUUGACAUGUCUGGAGUGCGAUUAGCACGGCUCCCUCGCAGCAACAGACAGGGGCACAGAAGAAUGGUUUGCUGUUCAGCAUGGAGUGAAGACCACCCGAUCUGCAAUCUGUUCACUUGUGGAUUUGAUCGGCAGGCUAUUGGGUGGAACAUCAAUAUUCCUGCCUUGCUUCAGGAAAAAUGAGAUGCUGAAAGAAUUCUUCCCUGGACCCCUCAGUUUUGUUGCCAUAGACUUUUUUUGUGCAGACUUUCCUGUAAGUUGGUCUGCUGUUAACAUAAAAGGUGCACCUUGAAAGGGAGUGUGUUGCAAAUGUUGUUAUCACAUUGUGCACAGUUUGCAUGAAAAUGUACAGAAAAACAUGUGACCUUUUCAAAGAAGCUAGAUUCUUGCAUAUGGACUUUUAUAACUUGGCAUCCACUGGUGAGAAGAAGGAUAUUUGGCUUUCCUAUGGAGCAUAUAAGUGUUCAUAAGUUAUUCAGCCUAGACGAAGAGUAGGGCAUUACGUUUGACUUAAAUGUGAAUUCUGUGUACUUAUUGUGAAGAAUAUAUAGUCUGCCUUUCCCUCAUCAUUUUACAUAUCUGCCUUGUGAUUAAGGAGCGUAUUGGGCUAAACUUAGGAUGAAGGGUGAAUUUCAGAAGUAUGGUGGAGAUUUCCCCUCCCAUCUAUAUUUAAGCACUCCUGCUGAUUUGAGUACCCCAGUGUAGUAUUUGAGUCUGAUUUGAGCACUCCAAUGUAUUUAUUUAUUGGAGUAUUUAUUUCAAUUCCCAAUUUAAGGGGGGAAAUACAGGUUUUUUUUUAAAAAAAGCUUUGGUCAUAGAAUGUUGGUUUGCCAUGUUGAGUAUAUUCCUAUACAUUUCAAGUACUAACUGGUUCACCCUUACCCUGUUGGCUGGAGCCACCAUUCUGUGUUUUGGUAUUUUACAUAACUGCAAACUACAAAAUAUUAUAAUCACGGCAAUCUGAGCAAGUUUUUAAGCACUUUAGUUUAUAGCAGCUGUUAUAAACCACAAGCGGCAGAUGAAAUUUCCUGGAGAAUGUGAGACCUAUAUCUAAGAAGGAUUUACAUUGCUACAUUUUGUGAAGAUUUUUUUAUUAUAAAAAUACAGAGAAUAAAUCUUGAGGGUCUUAUUUGGUUUUUUUUUUAAAAAAAGAAUGCACCUGUGUUGAACAUAUUUCAAAACGGGACCUCUCCCAUCAACGUUCUGUUUUUGGGCCAACAACACUAUGGCAGAGAUCCAAAAGAUCAGACUAGUUAUGCAUGCCAAUAAACGUGGCAAGCCACUUUUGAAAUUAAGUGGCCUGUCAGAAGCAGAUGUAAUAUGGCAUGGUGCUUGGGAGCGGGUCUGCUGUUCAAAGACAAAAGUAAGGAAGCUCGUUGGACAUGCACCAACCCUUGGUCAUGCUAACAUUGUUCUUUGGAUCCUGGCCAUUGCAACUAAGUGUGCUACCUCAAAAAUGAAUGUGGGGCUACUAUGAAUCUUGCUGUUUAACCUUGAUAACACACUUUGGGUCUCAUUCCAAUGUGCUGUCAUAAAGAGUGGAAGACAAUCAUACCAAAAUUUAAAGGUUGUACUUUGUCAAGACAUAACUUGUUAACUUGGAAUGAAGGUCCUUUUGUUGUUUCACACCAUUCGACAGGCGGUCCUUAGAUGGGCUUUGCUCUUCCUAAGUUGUGUUGUCAGCUUGAUGUGUGCGAUUAAUAUUCCCAGGCACUUCUGGUAGCCAACUGUCUUGAAGAAGGAUAAUGAAACCGUACAUUAGGACUCCUUCAUAGAUGUUGUAUAUGCAGCUGAGGGCAGGCAGUGCUUCUCUAAACUGUCUGUCCAUAUCUCAGGGUUGGAGCCAAAAUAAUCAAAGUGGUAAUGUAGGUUGCUUAUGAAAGGUUUUAAAUUAAUUCCCCUACAUUACUUUGAGUUACACUUCCUUGAUCAGUUUUCCUCUUCCUCCUUCAGUUAUUGUGUUCCAUAGCACUGUCCAAUAGGAAUUUGAGAAGCUGACUCUAGGGGAGAGAGUGGAGGCACUAUUUAUGAGAGUGCUGAAAUCAUAGCAAGCUAAGGCAUAACGUUAUAGCAUGUCAUAUAGGAGUUAAAGUAGUUUAUGGAGAAGAGAAUUAAUGCAAGAAGCAUAUAAUAAGUGAAUAGCUUGAUCUGUUUGGGGCAAAAGGAUCUGUGAUCCCAAAGCUUAAGUGGCUAUGUAGCACUAAAGCCUGGAAUGAGUAAAUGACUGAGGGUUGUGAUUAUAUUAUCAAAUGUAAUAGUGAUAAGUAAAUGAUGACUUGGAAUUUGAUUUAAAAUCCAUAAGAGAUACUGCUUUUCGCUUCCCUAAUCCAGGUCAUCCUCUACCCAUACUCGACGGCAAAACUCAAAUGAGUUGUGGGUGGCUUUAUUGCAUGUUUUAUUAUAUCGUUUUGCAGCAUGUGCUUCUAUUUGGGUCUUGUCACAGAGUGACUGGAUGGGGAAACAGUGUAGAGAGGAGCAAUCUUGCCACAUCACUCCUUUAUUUAUCAUUGUUAAAAGACAAUGUUUUGCCUACAUGCUCCCUAGCUAAUGGGUGUUGCAGGCAUUUCAGUUGAAUGCAACAAACUCCUUUAGAAUGUCUAGACCUGACUUAGGGUAGAGCUUGGGUUCCCUGUGGUCUCAUUGACUUGGGAAUCACCCAUUGAGUGGCUUGGGCUCAUAGCUUUCCACCUUCAGUGAGAGAUGAUGGGUGCCAGUUGCAUGGACAGUUCAUACGAAUGGAGUCUUUACAUUUUUAAAAUACAUAUGAAAUAACAACAGUGGAGCGUGAAAUUAAUGCCCACUGUCACUGAGCUUUAUAUAUCACCAAAGGACCAACCUCCUGUAGCAGAGAUAUCUACUUGCUUGUUCCCACUCAGCCACAUGUCUUGGCUUCAUUGAAAGGAGCAAGUUAGUUAAGUGUUGUGUUGAGGCAACAGGUGCCUGUCCCAACAGUAGAUGAAUGGUAGCAGUGAAAACAGUUACACAUUUCACAUUUUCUGGUCUUCACAUGAUAAUGAACAGGUGUUCUAAUAACUGCUGUGAGUAUUGAUUUAAUUAUGUCUUGCAUUUCACAUAGAAGGAAAGUGACUGUUACAUAUUUUCAGUAUUGAAACUUAGUUUUGCAUAAGAUCGCUGUAUCACUGGGCAAAUCACAAAGAUCUGCGUCUGUCUGUCUUUCUCUGUGUAUAUGUGGUCUUCAAACAGUGCACAUCAUUUUUUUAAAAAAUGAAAACAUCUGUACCUAUUUCAGAAAUCAGAAGAAUCUUAUUUUGAUGCCUAAGUCUUUGAAAACCAACUUCCGCAGAGGAAGAAAAUCCUGUACUCGUAUGUCAGUGUAGAACCACUUGUUUUUUUUGUUUACUGAUAUUCUGGUGAUUUGAUUGUGUUUUUUUAGAUGUUCAAUGUGUGUCUUUGUUGCAAUUUCAAAAUGCCAUUAAAUCAUUCAGCAUUGUU
Messenger RNA from Zootoca vivipara (common lizard), 17238 nucleotides. The record is from RefSeq and is a predicted model, not a curated record. NCBI's taxonomy places the organism in Eukaryota, Metazoa, Chordata, Lepidosauria, Squamata, Lacertidae.